Messenger RNA from Telopea speciosissima, 540 nucleotides. RefSeq names its product rust resistance kinase Lr10-like. The transcript has 2 exons. Gene Ontology annotation, molecular function: ATP binding; protein kinase activity. The record is from RefSeq and is a predicted model, not a curated record. Gene Ontology annotation, biological process: protein phosphorylation. NCBI's taxonomy places the organism in Eukaryota, Viridiplantae, Streptophyta, Magnoliopsida, Proteales, Proteaceae. Bases 1 to 540 code for a protein of 179 amino acids.
AUGUCUUCAGAUGUUACUAAUUCGAUCGACCAUGGAUCAAAUGGAUUGCUCAUAGCUGUAAAAGUGUUCGCCGUAGUUGUGAUUAUUGUUGGUACGGUUGUCAUCUACAAUUGCUUGAACAGAGCAUGUAAUGAAAUAUCAGCACACGCCCCACAAGUACCACAAGUAGAAGCAGUACUCACUGUGGAGAAGUUUCUAGAUAAUAUGGCAAACGAAAAACCCACCAGAUUUUCACCUUCACAGUUGUAUUAUUUUACUAAAAAUUACUCCACAAUAUUGGGUUCUGGUGGAUUCGGUGUAGUCUACAGAGGACAACUCCCAAAUGGAGUUCCAUUGGCCAUUAAAGUCCUUAAUGGGAAUUUAGGCAAGCAAGCUGAGGAGCAGUUCAUGGCAGACAUAAGCACAAUUGGAAGAACAUAUCAUGUGAAUUUGGUCAGACUCUAUGGAUUUUGCUUCGAUCACAUGAUGCAAGCACUUGUGUAUGAGUACAUGGAGAAUGGAUCCCUUGUAUCAGACCAUAUCUCUCACAUACGAUCAUAA